This is a messenger RNA of Guyanagaster necrorhizus, 1564 nucleotides long. RefSeq lists its product as uncharacterized. The record is from RefSeq and is a predicted model, not a curated record. Lineage: Eukaryota; Fungi; Basidiomycota; Agaricomycetes; Agaricales; Physalacriaceae. The transcript is spliced from 3 exons. Bases 95 to 1564 code for a protein of 489 amino acids.
GCCAUAGCUAUAUCGCCUUUCUUUUUUUUUUUUUGUCACACGAAAUCAUGACAAAAAUCUCUGACUGCCCCUCCAAGAGAACGCACUAUUGGCAAUGAUAUCCUCGUACGACCAAGACCUCCACUGUCUCUACUUGGAGAGAUCGAGCCUUCAUGAGUUGGAGAAACAAUUGAAAGAAAAGAUGGAUGUGUUGGACCAGCAGCAUGCCCGCAUCUCGGAGGCGUUGCGUGAAAGACGGAGCAUUAUCAGUCCGAUUCAGCGCCUCCCAUCCGAGCUGCUUUGCAAAAUAUUUCUUGCUACUCUCGAGCAAACACACUCCGAUACGAACCCUGUCAUUCGGAAUGUGGCCUCAGUGGGAAAUUCGCCGUGGUCUGUGUCGGGUGUCUCAGCCAGGUGGAGAAGUGUAGCUCUGUCCUUCCAGCAAUUGUGGUCUUCUGUGAAUAUUUCUAUCACAGAUGACAACUUUCGCGACGAUACUUAUUCUUUAUGUCUAUGUCUACAAUUGAACCGCUCGCAAACAUACCCACUAUCCAUGUCCAUCUGCGUUGAUAGGACCAAGUCUACCGCAGAGAAUCUGCCUAUACAGUUGAUUACCAUCCUAUCCUCAUCUUCUGCCCGCAUCCGAGAGCUUUCUCUUGACCUUCCCGUGAUCCUCUUGUCCAAGCUACCCGCCCUGCAACUAUCUUUACCAUUGCUAGAGAUCCUGACUCUCCUUGGCUCGUCGGACGGAGAUCUUGUCGGGUAUCCUCGUAUGCGCCUGUUCUUGUUUACCCCGAACCUCAGAUCUGUCGAAAUGAUCGAUAUCAAGAACCCUCAGCAGAACUUCGACUUCCCUUGGAAUUUGUUAAAGCAGUGUAAGAGCGAGCACUCUCGUGGGCGUUAUUGGGCCAAUGUCUCUCAGCCACAUCAUCAUUUAAAUCUUCUCAGGGAGCUCAAAGAGGUCGAGGAGUGCGUUCUACGCAUAGGUCGUGCUUCCGCAGACAUUGAAUUUCGCCAAAACUUCCCUCUCGUUUGUUCUCGAGUCCGAGUCCUGGAACUUUCAUCAUGGAUUUCCGACUAUGAUGUAUUUAAUUUUGUGUCGAUUUUCCAACAAGAUAGCCAGGCGGCGGGCACUUUUGCAUCGACAUGUCGUCUCAUUCAUCGUUCACAACCGUCAAUCACCGUACUGCAAUUCGAUUAUGGUGUCGUUCUCACUGCGGACCUUUUGAACCUCUUUCGCUCUACACCCACCCUCGAAGACGUUCGCAUUACGAGCAGCGACGUGUUUACUCCGGAAGUCUUGGAGGAACUCACAGUGGACCAUACAUCUUCGAAGGACGUGAUUUUACCGCGUCUGCGCCAUCUCUUUAUUGGAGGUAGAAGCUUUACAGGGACAGAGCUCAUGGGGAUGGUUUGGUCUCGUUGGAAUAUCGGCCAAUCUCACCGAGUUGAACGUCUACAAACUCUGAAAUUGUACUUCCGUGAAAGAUGGUACGCUGAGGCCAUCGAAAGCUUCAUGUUAGAAGAAUUUGAGGGGUGUGUUAUGGAAGGAUUCUCUUUUGGAAUCUGUUGCGUAUUGCCAUGA